Molecule: messenger RNA, 7946 nt
Organism: Anastrepha ludens (Mexican fruit fly)
Lineage: Eukaryota; Metazoa; Arthropoda; Insecta; Diptera; Tephritidae
Exons: 2
Coding region: 122-583 (153 amino acids)
Source: RefSeq, a predicted model, not a curated record
GUGUGCGUGUGUAUGUGUAAAUAUAUAUAAAUUUGUGUAAUACAAUUGCGAACAAAGGAUAGCGGCUAAGUUAAAAAGAAAACGCUGUGCAAGCUGAAACAAGCUCUACGAGUGCUGCAAAAUGACAAAACUGAAAAUAAUUUCAGGUUUUGAAAACAAUUUUGUUGAAGAUGCGUCGACAAUACGAGCUUGGGUACAAAAUUUUCGUACUAAACGGUCACAAAUGAAAAAAAAGCACCGAGGCGAUUUACGUGUAAAUGCAAUGUUAAAUACGGCACUGCUGACAGCCGAAGCUGACUUAUGUCGCAAGCAAAACGAAUGUUUUCGUACCCGACUGAUGUUUCAACAAAGAUCGGAGAAGGGUUAUGUGAUGGGACAUGUGUUGGGCGAGGAGAGAGCAAAGCAACGAGAAACGAUCAAUAAUAUAUGGAAAAGUGAGAUAAAUGACCUGGAUUCAUUUAUGCGUUCGCUAAACAGUAGUAAUAGAAGUUGCGGUGACAAAACAACUAGAAAUGAAAAUACUUAUAAUUUAAAAAGUGAUAACAGCAGUACUUUACAGUAUAGUAUUGCUGUAGUUAGUUGAUAAUGUUAAAUAUGUCUUUUCCUGAAAUAAUUUUCAUUGUAGAUGUGUAAAAUGUGUACCUCUAGAAUAGAUUUAUUAUGCAAGUUUUUCAUUUGCAGUCAUCGAAGCAUCUUCCGAAUACUUCGACAAUGUGAAAACUGAGAGUUGACACCAUAUUCUGGUUGAGAAUAGCCAGCGAGCCUGGACUGGGCAUGCCCGAGUUCUGGGAGCCUGGUAUGGGGUGAUGCGCACGCACAACUGAUGUGUGGAAAAUUAGCUCAGAUGUUGCUCAAUCGUUCGUUUUUUGGCGAUAAUGACGUAUGACGUGAAUACAGUCAGUAAAAGUGAGGUAUUCGAUACAACAACAGUGGGUGAGCUAAAACAAUGAAAUGAAAAAUUCUACACAAAUUGCUGUGGUUGGUGUUACUUCGGAUCUAUCCGGAAUGUGAAAGUGGCGGAAGCGACGGUAUGAGCUCAUUGAUGUGCUAUAGAUUUCGUUAGUCUGGUCUGUUGUAUAAAUAAUGCAAGCUACACUAAGCUGACGUCGUGGAAAAACUAGCAGCAAAGUAUUUGCAUCUGUGACAUCUGUAGUAAGCCAUACUCGUCUAUUAACCACGGCAGUCAAACAACGCAGAACACGAUGAUUAUCAAAAAAUAAAUCAUGUGGAAUUUUACGGGGAUUAUAAUAGCUAUCAACUGACGUGGUUGCGAAUGGUAUUUUCCAAAUAUUUUCGAAGAAAACAACCUUUAAUUUUUCAGCUAUACCAAACAGUUGAACGUGCCUGUUGGUAUUAAAAACAAAAACAAAAAGGGAGUGAUUUCAAAUGUGAUGAGGCAGACGAGCCAAAGAGAUUUUAGAGAGACUCUGGCCCGGAGGCUUUAAAAAAGAUUGUUUUCAGAAAUCGGGUCGUAUAUAUUGAGAAAGAUUGACGUAAGCCAAAUGGAUUUCCUUUUCCGAUAUUUACCGUUACAGAGUCAGCCGUAAUUUUUCCUUCUGUCCUUAAUUAUGAAGAUAAUACUCCUAGCGCUGGUUAAAGAGAUGUCUUGCGUGUCUAUCGUUUCGUUUCUUUUUUGUUUUUGUCGUUCUUGGUUUUUUUUUUCUCUUUACGAUUUUGUUACAGCGAUACGACGCAGUUGAUCAGUUCCUGUGUGUAUCGAUUGGCCAUUAAUUUCAUCAUACUAAUGUCUACAAACACCGAAAUUCCAAGAGUUUGGUAUCUGAAUAUUUCUGGCAAAUAGCAUUGGGACUGUUCGUUCAAGUCUGAUAGACGAUCGUUGUUGACCAUCUCUAAGCAGAGUAAAGUUAUAAAACUGCAAGAACAGAUGGGAUUGAGUAUUAAAUCAUAGAAAACAUAUAGUUGCUUCUCAUUUAGAGAAAAAUGAGCAAACUAGACACUCUCUUUCCGUUUUGCAGCGAUACAUUGCAGUUAAUACACCUGUGAUUAUCCUGACGGUAAAAAUUGCAGUGACGUGGACAGUUAGAACCGCUACAAACGUUAAAGGCGACGAAGUGGUGAGGUUAGGUCCAACCUAUCUUAAACUAAUUUAUACCAUUACAGCAUCAAGAAAGGGAAUCCAAUACAUAAUCAGCCACAAAUUAUAGAUCUGCAAAGAAAACGCAUCGAAGUAGUAUCAACGGGUACUUUUGCUUAGACUUUUUUUUUUUUAGCGAUGCGACACAGUUGAACGUUCCUGUGCGUAUCUAAAUGCAUCUGUUAACAACGUGAAGUUUUACUAAAUUGCGCAGCAACUACCAGCGGAAUAUUAGAAAAUAUUGAGAGCAACACUGUUUCGAUCUUAUUCGAUUGUAAGGCCAAUUGAUAUUUUCUCUUAACUAAUGCCUAAUUUAUAGGAAGCCAUGUCACAAUUGAUCGUGCCUGAGUAAACAUAAAAAUUACCGGAAAGACGCAAUAAGUUCAGGAAGUUAUGGCGUAUUUACCAUCGACACCUUUUAACACAUUGGGAGCAACCAACUUUGUUUCUACCCUUUACGAUUGUAAGGCGAUAUGAAAUUUUCCUUUCACUAAUUGGUAAUUUAUAGGAAACGAUGCGGCAGAGUUGAGCAUUGCCCGUAUUUAAAUUCAUCUUAAAAAUGGCGAGGUUUAGAAAGUGUCCCAUACUUUCCAUCAACACCAUAAGCACAAUGAGAGCAUCUCUAAAUUUUUUUUCGAUAACAUACCAUUGUAAGGCCAAAUACAAUUUUCUUUUGACUAACGCAUAAUUUGUAGAUGUAAAUAUCGUCGACCUUGAGCACAAAUCUAGCCGCAAGGGCCUAACUUAAAGUACACCAUUGGGAUACCUGACUAUCUAUGGAUAAGCUUGCAAAAACAACAAAGAAUGCAACAAAAUGUAUAAAAAUGGCAAAAGGGAAUCGUGCCAAAAUAAUACCAGAUGAGCAGUGUUUAUCGGAGGUUAGGUAGAUUCUAAUACCUACGGUCACAAUAUUUUUCAGUUAUUUCAACGAAAAAUUGAAGAAAAGACCAGAAAUUGUAGCCCCUACUACCUAAGCGAUUUCGGUUCGAAUGGAAAAGUGAUGCAGUGUGCUUUUUUUAAAUCUCAAGUACCAUCUGUUAAAUAUAUAUUUCUAUCGUUUAUAUCUUGAAUUGUAUUGUGAACAAUCCAAAAGAGAAGCAGUUUUCCAUAUUUUGCAGCGGUACGACGUAGUUGAUCGGUGCCUACGUGUACCUAAAUGUUAGCAGCUUUAAGGUCCUUAAAUUCUCGAUUGGUAUUUGUGCUCCAAAGAAGCCUUGUAUUUUAAACGCCACGUAAAAAAGAUAUGCCAACAAAGAGUAAGGUAUCAUUCCUUAUGUGAAAUUAAUCAAUUUCUUGUAGAAUUCAAAGUUCAUCCACAAGUGCUUUAUGUGUGACGGAUCACUAAGCAAUUAUUGUGCGCAACAGUACAUCAGAUAAAAGAUAUAAUUUUUUCCCAACUUGGAAUGUAAAAUUGCAAAAACCAAUUCUGAAAUUUGAGAUUUCAAAGACACAGUUAUAUUUCCGAACUUUUUUCCAGAAAUUUUACCGAGCUGCAACUCGGCAUUUAAACGGUUUUACUUUUUUGGCAAUAAGGGAAUCAUGCCAACAACAGGUGCGAGCAGCAAAAUACUUAAUCUAUGCGGCGGCGGCCAUACUUCUAUUAAGAGAAGAGGUUAGGAAUACAUCUUUGUGCAACGAAAGCAAGCGGUAUUCAUAAUUUUACCAUUUUAAAUACGAAUUGACCAUCGAGUUUGGAGAAUCUGCAUUUUUGAAAAUUUGUCUUGAUAAUUUUUUUUUUCUCGAAAACGUACGAUUUUUUCAUUAUAAUUUAUAGCGAUAUAUCGCAGUUGAUCGGUGCCUGCGAAUAUCACAUCUGUGAACUGGCUAUAGGGAAUCAAGCCAUACGACACUCGGUUACAACGCACCCUUCGCGAACUCGCAUCGACGAAUAAAUUUAUUAUGAGUAACGGAAGAUGACCAAAGUGAGAAUCCAACUAUGACCUGAGUUCAAGCAGUUGUUAUUUAUUCUACUUUGCCUGGUAAAAUGUAAACCCCUCAAAUGAGAAAAAAUAUCCACAUAACUUUACAAUUUUACUUUCCUCGAGCAAAAAAGCGCACAAAACCAUCGAAAAAAUAGUUUAUUUAUUACAGCGAUAUGAUGCAGUUGAACUGUGCCUGUACAUAUCUUUUAUGUGAAGUCUCAAAUUGGUCGAGUCACAACAAACCUGACGUGAUCUAAAACCAUCAAAGAGCACACUGAGCAACUAACUACUUUAUUUGAGUGUUGACUCAAUGGAAAUUUGGGAAACUGAAGGUGCUUUGUAUAUGAAGCUUUCCACUUAAAAUUUUAUUUACAGUUUCACGAUAUUUGCCCAUUUUAUUGAAAUCUGCAAGGGAAUUUAUCAUUAGCGGCGCAGAUAUCUGCAUCAUAAGUAUGGAGCGUAGCAACACCCCACACUUAGCAAUAGAUUUAACGAACUUGCCGAAAGCUCUCACUCGGCUAUAACCCAAUUAAGGAACCUGGUCGCAGUCUCGUGUCUGUCUCUUCAAAUAUGAGGUCAUUACAUGAAAUAUGCCAAUACAUUUAAAUAGUCUAUUUGCAGUAUAAAUAUUGUGAUGCGGUUGAAUGUAAUUGUAUGGGAUUGCAUCUUUGCCACGAAGAUCAAGCGAAAGAUAUUUCUGGCGGCAUUGCACGCAUCCAGAUGAUCGUUAAAGGGAAUCGAACGAUACAACUAGAAGUGGCCGUCCAUAUAAAUAUCUCGUUAACUCCAAUAACGCCUGCAUCAGUUUUGUUUUAAUUGUGCCUUUUUCAUCUAGUAACUUGCGUUUGUGCGGUUAGUCACAUUUCACUGCAUCGUUGGUUCUCUACUUUGUUCGUUUAUGUGCGAAUCCGUACGAGUCGCCGCUCUGCCUGCCCCCUGGUAUUGAGCAAUGGCACGGAGAGCUCUGAAGAAUCUGGCCCUGAGUUGGGCGAAGAAAUGUUUCGAAAGGGAAUCAAAGAAACACGCGUAAGACUUGUUACGGUUCGUUCUAUUAGCAUAAACUUGUAUAUUUACAGGUCAUCUGUGACUAACAAGUCAUAAAAUUGACUUCACUGCAUGUAAUUCCAUCUAACGGUGUUCGAGAUGUCUUAAUGAGCAGGUUAAAUAGGCGAACAAUGGCCACAGCUUAUCUUGUUAACAUAUUAAAUAUGUGCUACUACCUAUUCUUGCAUAUUAGUGUACUAUAUGUUGAAAAUUUUAAUAGCCAAAUUUUUGAAAUCGUUAUAAAAACGAAUAGUCUUGUUAAAAUAACUUCUGUCAAUACACCGUAAAGAGAAUUGUUGCCAAAGUCAAUCAAGUUAAAAAUUUUAGUUAAAAUAGAUAAAUAUAACCGAAUAAAUUAUAUUCCGAAGAGGAAAAGAAAUUAUAUGAAGAACAAUUGUAAGAUGUAGUAGAAAAAUCAGUACCUAUGCCUAGUGCAUAAACUACUAAAUGGAAAAAAUGUAAAUGCUAAUCAAUUUAAAAAGAUGAUUGAAGUUCCAUCCUCUGUUGGCAAAAAAUGCUCACAUAUUGCGACAAUUCGUAUUAUUGAUGUGAAAUAUCGCAAUUCCUUUGCAUUGUAAUAUUAAAAUAUUUAAUUUGAAUUGUAAAUUCAUUCCAUAUGCAAUUUUCAAUGUUCUUACCUUGUAAUUUGACAUGUAAAAUUCCCAAGAAAAUGUAAUUUGUUAGAUGGUUUAACUGAUUUGCGUAGCACACGACACAAACCAGUAAGAACUUAUUCCAUGUAAAAUUUAACAUCAUGUUAUUUGAUAUGUAAUGAUACUUUAGAACAUAUAAUCCUUUGAUAUAUUAACUGAAUUGGCAUAAGGCACAUGCUGUUACAAAAUCAAGCGUUUGUUGGUGACCAGUGAGUGAAAGAUGGCAUUUAGUCUUACAAUCAGUCUUGCCGUGUGAUGCAGCGCAGUAUCAUUUUGGGAGCAGAGGGAUUUGCGUCUGAUCAAAUUGGGUGAUUCUAACUACACAACUUACAUUCAGAGCAAGAGCGAAAAAACAGGAGAGAGGGAGAUCAAGAUAAGCAUAGUUUCAUAUAGGGAAAACAUCAAAAUCGACUGUUCGAUUCCGGAUAUUGACUUAAUUUUAAAGAUACUACGCGAAAGAUCCUAUUCUUUAAAAUCAUUUGGCCGUACCGACUAUGACGCAUGGCAUGUGCUCUAAGUGCUUUAUAAAGUCCUACAUUCGAAUUCCAUCCUUAAAAAUACAUGAGCGGUACACGCAUCUUUUGCAAAUCAGCAGAGCUUCAGACGGUGGGUUCUACGUUGCCGGAAGGGCCCGGAUUCAUAUCGGGGCAAGGACUUUCACUCCAGCAGCAUUUCCCAAACAUUUAUAGGGAGUGCUUAUGCUGUUACAACAACAACCACCGCAGUCUCGUCCGACAUCGUUCGUAUUGGUCGGAUGUUCACAUGUAUAUCCAUCUAGCGUCCUAUGGCUACUUCACUGCAAGCAUGCACGCACGCACGCAUAUUUACAACAAUACCACCGUUUUUUUUUUUUUAAUCCGGCCGGAGUUUAAACCAAUAGUACAGCAACCAGAAAUUCUGCCUUCACCUUGUGGGGAUACUUGUAUCUACGAUGAUGCUGAAUCGAUUAAAUUACAUUCUAAUUCCUGAUAAGCCAUUCUCGUCCAUUUUCAAGACGUAUACUUCGUAUUCUGUCGUUUAUACAUCGUCCGGAUUGUAUAACUGCGUCGAGUCACAAUGCGAGUAAAUUCUUGGAAAGAUUUUGGCUUCACAAGUGGUGGUCAAUUGUGUGCUGAGCUGUGCGUUCUCUUGCAAAGGCAGGGGCUGCGGCGGCGGCGGCAUGUAUUGCUUUGCAGAAAGUAUGAGGACAAACUAUCAAUUUGCUUGCUCAACCAAUCAUCUUUGUUUAUUACUACUGGGAAAUCCUUAAUCCUGACAAUCACUACACGAAAGUAUGGGGCUUUUGUAUGUUUGGUGCUCAUCUUCAUCAUUCCUUAAUCCAUCACUUUGAUUUGGAGAGACAGAGAGAAGGCAAUCCCUGCAACCCUAUAAAUCUUCUAAGUAACUUAUUCUGGGACGUCAGUUCUGUUUCAUUCGCUCCGAGGAAAUCGUCUUUAAUGGGAAGGCAGAAAUUCAAUUAGUAAACUUAAAACAUCGAUAAUCUACAAGCAUUGACCGCGGCGAGGGAUAUAAAGUAUUGACGGCGGCGUGGGAUACUAAGUAUUGACGGCAGCGUGGGAUACCAAAUUUUGACGGCGGCGCGGGAUACCAAGUAUUGACAGCAGCGUGGGAUACCAAGUGUUGACAGCAGCGUGGGAGCUACCAGCAGUUCAUCGUGGGGUUGUCAAUUUUAUUUCUUCGAGGGAUUAGUGUAGACUGCGGCGUGGGAAACUAUGUUGAGACGGCGGCGUGGGAUACCAAGUAUUGACUGCGGCGUGGGAUACCAAGUGUUGACGGCUGCGUGGGAUCCAAAUAUUGACGGCGGCGAGGGAUGCUAAGAGUUGACGGCUGCGUGGGAUACCUUUCUGGGACGGCGGCGUGGGAAGCCUCUUCGAUGGACUUAUCAACAGCUUAUUUUACUGUGUUUGUACUGCCUACUGUUUCGUAUCCCAUUUUUCCCGUUAUCCUUUACGAUGCAAAUUCGUUAUAUAGGGCAAUAUCUGAGUGAAUCGACGCUUUUUUGUUUUACUUAUUGCCCAACAUUUAUCUUGUUAAGAAAGCAGAUAAGGUUGUAGCAGUCUUGUUUUCGAACUAAGUUCCUUUAAAAUCUGCGAUUACUUUUAAAAGUAAGUCACUAAGAUGGGGACCAAUAUAAUAACCACGAAGCAAAUUGUGUAGAAUUUGUAGGCAGGGUUUUCAAACUUGAAUUUGUAUUUUAUUUAAAUAAAUGUAUAAUGUUUUUUGAAAAAAGUA